Sphaerulina musiva SO2202 is the source of this 294-nucleotide messenger RNA. RefSeq lists its product as uncharacterized. The record is from RefSeq and is a predicted model, not a curated record. Lineage: Eukaryota; Fungi; Ascomycota; Dothideomycetes; Mycosphaerellales; Mycosphaerellaceae. The transcript has a single exon. Bases 1 to 294 code for a protein of 97 amino acids.
AUGCCACCACCCCUCUACACCAAACCCACCUUCCUCCUCAGCAUCCUCAACCUCUGCGCCACCGGCGGAGCAACCUACUAUCUCCAAAACCAAAUUUCCUACAGCCUCGAAGAAAACGAAGCGCGCGCAGACGAAAUCGAAGGCACCUUGCGAGGACACAUUGGAUUGAUUCAUGAGGCUCAUGAGCGAAUUGAAGCGAAAAUCGGUUCGGCGGGGAUUGGGAAGGGAGGGUUGGAGAAUCGGGAGUUGUAUGAUCAGAGGGGGAGGGAUGAGGGGAAGAAGGGGGGAAAGUAG